AUGGAGAUCCAGCACUACUCUCCAAACAGCAUGGUCUGUGCCGACGCGGGCGUUGAAGUCACCAAGGACAAUCAAUUUAUUCACCUUCGACACAGUCACCAGGAUGGCCUGCAGGUCCUCAUAGAAGUUGUUCCUUGCCGCGUCAGGGCUGGUCAUCGGGGGAGCAUAGACGCUGAUGAUGUUGGCGAAUUUGCCUCCUUGAAGAGGCAGGCGGAGGCUCAUCAAGCGAUCAUUGAUGCCCUGCGGCAGUCACAGCAGUCACCCCAUGAGGCCGUUUCGGAUGGCAAAGACGACGCCCGCGUCCUGUAG
Molecule: messenger RNA, 309 nt
Organism: Spirometra erinaceieuropaei
Lineage: Eukaryota; Metazoa; Platyhelminthes; Cestoda; Diphyllobothriidea; Diphyllobothriidae
Source: the annotation of a GenBank genome assembly